This is a messenger RNA of Paramecium sonneborni, 1539 nucleotides long. Lineage: Eukaryota; Ciliophora; Oligohymenophorea; Peniculida; Parameciidae. The record is from the annotation of a GenBank genome assembly.
AUGUCUGAAAUAGAGCAGCUAACUAAAUAAAAAUAAGAUAUUGAAGCCAGUUAAACAACUCUCAAAAUAUGGUGUUCUUUAAAAAAGAAUUUAUGCUCAAAAUUUAAGAAUCCCUCUGAAGCCUUCAAAGCAUUAAAAAAAGAAGGAAAAGAAAUAUUAUCUAUAGAAGAUUUUGCAGAUUAUUCAAAAGGAUUAGAUUUGUAUAUAAUAAAUUUAUUAUUUUAGGACAGUAGUAUUUAAAGAUACAACUCUAAAUGAGGAUAAUUUUAUAAAAUGUUGGGAACAAUGGGAAUACUAAGCAAAAUAAAAUGAACACAAAAUAUAAAUGAUUGAAGAGAAGAUUGAAUUAUUAAAUAUUUUGGAAUAAAAAGAUAAAGAUGGAAUCAAACAAUUAGAAGCAUAGAAAAAUAAAAAAAUAUUAAACAUAAUUCAAAAUUGUGAUAAUUUAGAAUAAUUAUAAGAAAAAUUAGAUACAUUAGUUUAAGGAAGUUAACAAUAAUAGAAAGAGAAAAUAGAUGUGAUUUAAAAUGAAUCUGAAUGUUUCAAUAAGAUUUUAUAAAAAAAGUCUGAAAUUAAAGCUCCAGAAUUAUAGAUUAGCAAAUUAUAAUAAAAAUAAAAUGCUGAAGGAUCAGAAGAUAGUCAAAUAUAAAAUAAGAAGAAAAAGAUUAGUUAUUUAGAUGGUUCCACAAAUACUUUAUAAAAAAGCAAAAUAAGUUUAAAUAUAUCUAGUUCUCAAUUGCAAACAAGUAGACUAUCAGCAGCUAAUCAAAAUAAACAAUCUUACAUAUAUGAAUCUCAAGUUUAAAUUUCUCCUACUAAAGGCUAAUAAUUAUUAAAGAAUCCACCAGUGACUUAAUAAUAAUAAUAAUAAAUAAGGAGUCCAAAUGAAGAGAGAGAAAAUGAAAGAAGAUCUCAUAAAUCAAAUAGAAUGAGAGGAGAUUUAUAAUCAUAUAUUUCAGAUCUAUUUUAAAAUGAGAGAGAAUAAUAAUAAUAAAGAAAAGAACCAAGAUAUGUGAAAGAUUAUGAUAGACCAUCAUAUUCGAGUGAUUAAAGAGGACUUUCUGGUUUUCCAAAUUUUAAAAAAUAUUUUAAAAAUUAAUAAUAGAAGAGAGAACCAUAGGAAUUGGAAUCAGAACCUUAAAAUAUAUCUAAAAGAGUGCAAAAUAUAAGGUAUUAAAAAUAUAUAAAUAAGAUAUAAAUUAGAUGAUUUUUAGAAUUCUAAAUUAACUCAAUAUAGAUCAAAACCUUAAACAUUUAAAGAUUGGAGUCCAGAAAGACCUAUUCGGCUAUCUUAAUAAAGCUCUAAACUAGGUAGUAGAAAAUCUAGUCCUUAAUACACUCCAGGAAAUACUCAUAGAUUAAAUCUUGAUAAAUUAAAAUAGGAGAAAUAGUAGAGUUAAGGGAGUGGUUCAUAAUAAUAAUCGGAUCCUAAACAAAAUGGAUCUGAAUCAGGUUUUUUGAGCUUAGAAUAAUUGAAUUAAACAUUAAAAGGAGAUCCACAGAUUAAUCCUUGAUAUAUUAUUGAAUAGAUGAUACAAG